This is a messenger RNA of Trachymyrmex septentrionalis, 762 nucleotides long. RefSeq lists its product as uncharacterized. Gene Ontology annotation, molecular function: odorant binding; olfactory receptor activity. Lineage: Eukaryota; Metazoa; Arthropoda; Insecta; Hymenoptera; Formicidae. The transcript is spliced from 4 exons. The record is from RefSeq and is a predicted model, not a curated record. The coding region runs from base 1 to 762 and encodes 253 amino acids. Gene Ontology annotation, cellular component: plasma membrane. Gene Ontology annotation, biological process: detection of chemical stimulus involved in sensory perception of smell; sensory perception of smell.
AUGGAAGAUUAUUACAAGCAAGCUAAUACUGAAGAAAAAGAUGUAUUUCAACAAUACAUUAACAAAUAUAUUUUAUUUUAUGGAACUACGUUGACAUUAACUACUGCCAUAACUUUCGCUGGUUGUCUCAUAGUGCCAUUAAUUCGGUCCCGCAGGUUUCCGCUAGAAAUAGAAUAUCCAUUUCGCGUUGAUUAUCAACCAAUAACAGCAAUGCUCUAUUUUCAUCAAGUACUUGGUAUGUAUCAGGUUACUUGUCAAGUGAGCGCAAAUGUUUUCCUCGCUCUUCUAAUAUGGUUCACAACGGCUCGCUUUGAGAUCUUGACAAACAAAUUCCGCACAGUCACCAAGUAUUCUGAUUGGAAAACAUGCAUACGAGAGCAUCAAGUAACUCUAAGAUUUGCAAAAGAAAUGAGUAGUUCUAUUGCACUCGUAGUGUUAUCAUCGCUCGGUGUUAGUACUAUAGCGCUGAUAUUCGGCGGAGUUACAUUCCUAAGCCGAUUUCCGCCAUCCGUAAAAAUUCAGUAUAUAAUUGUAUGUUUAACAUCAUUAAUAAAAGUAUUUCUGUGCGCUUGGCCGGCUGACCAUCUAAUGAGAAUAAGUUCUAAUGUUGCUGAGGCAGCCUAUGAUUCAUUAUGGUAUAAUCAAAACAUUGAAUCUCAAAAGAUUAUAUUACAUACUUUGAUACGAUGCCAACGAGCUGUAGUUAUAUCUGUUCCUGGUUUACUAAAAGCUUUAACAUUUCAACAAUAUACUUCUGUAUGA